Endocarpon pusillum Z07020 is the source of this 1113-nucleotide messenger RNA. RefSeq lists its product as uncharacterized. The coding region runs from base 1 to 1113 and encodes 370 amino acids. The record is from RefSeq and is a predicted model, not a curated record. NCBI's taxonomy places the organism in Eukaryota, Fungi, Ascomycota, Eurotiomycetes, Verrucariales, Verrucariaceae. The transcript is spliced from 2 exons.
AUGGACAGCUCGAUUGUCGAUCAGGAUGAAUGUCCUUCAAAUGCGUCGUGUUGGGAACGUAAAUCUCCUCCAUUAAUCUUCUGGGCCAACAUUCUGGGGAUCGUAGAGACGACGGGCUUUAUCACACCAUAUCUACUCCAUCCAAUUCAAGGCUUCCACACCUAUUUUCCCACAACUGGCGCCCCUUCAUUCAAUCCAGAAAACAGUAUUAGGGCACUCGCUGGGAAAGUGAUUCUCGUUACUGGAGGCAAUAAUGGACUGGGCAGAGAAACCACUCUUCAACUAGCCAAGCACAAUCCAUCGAAAAUAUAUCUUACUUCUCGUACACAGUCCAAAGGCGAAGAAGCGGUCAAGUCAAUCAGAAAAUCACUUGGACAAUCAGGUACUGACCUUCAAAACUUAUCACUCGACCUUGCAUCCUUCAGUUCAAUUCGAUCCGCGGUAGAGUCGGUGAGAUCGUCCACUGAACGUCUUGAUAUCCUAAUUUGCAAUGCUGGUGUCAUGGCAUUACCCCUGGGUAAGACGGAGCAAGGUCACGAGAUUCAAUUUGGUACCAACCACAUUGGACAUCAUCUUCUGACGAAAUUGUUACUACCGACCUUGGAAAAGACAGCAGCACUUCCUGGCUCAGAUGUUAGGGUAAUCUCGAUCAGCUCAGUCGCUAAUAACAGAGCACCAGCCAUGGAGACCAUGUUGGAUAAUGAGAAGCUCUCUGCAACCAGUACAUGGACCCGCUACGGGGCCUCGAAAGCUGCCAACAUACUCUUCGCCGCUGAGCUUGCUAGGCAGUAUCCUGCUAUAAAAUCGGUCUCGGUCCAUCCUGGGAUUAUCAAAUCAGGCCUAUGGGACACUACUAACAAGAGCAAUGCUCUAAUUCGGUGGGCUCUCAUGCUCAUUGGACCAUUGUUGUUUCAACCCAUCUCGACUGGCGCUCAUAACACGAUCUGGGCAGCAGCGGGCGCCAAGAAAGAGGAGCUCCAGAAUGGGGCAUACUAUACACCAGUAGGGAAGGUCGAUGGCGAAAAUUCAGGCAACAAAUAUGCGAUGGAUGUGGAAGCGGGCAAGACACUCUGGGAGUGGACGGAAGCGGAGAUUGCAAAGGCUGGAUUAUAG